This is a messenger RNA of Penicillium expansum, 357 nucleotides long. RefSeq lists its product as uncharacterized. The record is from RefSeq and is a predicted model, not a curated record. NCBI's taxonomy places the organism in Eukaryota, Fungi, Ascomycota, Eurotiomycetes, Eurotiales, Aspergillaceae. The transcript has 4 exons. The coding region runs from base 1 to 357 and encodes 118 amino acids.
AUGUUCGACCUCCUUACAACAGCAGGAAAAGUGCAACCGAAGGCUCUCGACCCAGCUUCUUAUGAAUUCCCUAAUGGUGCUUCCAUGCGCCCCAACUCGAGGACACAGCAGAAGCUCGUUCGCACUGUCAAACCCUGGGAUGGUUCCACCAUUUACAUAUAUGCUAUUAUGGCUGGGACCCUUCUCCCUGAGGAUCUCAUUCUUGUGCACGAAUUUCGCGACCAUUACUCGCUACAAGCCCGAAAAGAGAUGACAGUAGAAGAACUGAAUGCGAAAAUCGAAGCUUUUCUGAUCACGAAGGGGGAGCGAUUCACCAAGGACCAAUGGUUGCAGCGAUACCCUCAGGCUACCGAGUAA